GACGAGGAUAAACAUUGGAGUGGCAUUUCCAAGAUAGAGAGAGCUUCGUGAUAAACUGGGACUACAGAGAGAUGCCGAUCUUGCAUGCAUUCUAAUAGACAGUUAUCAAAGAGGAGGACCAUCAACAUCAACUCCUAGCAAGAGACAUGGAAUGCCUAUUCAAACCCUCUCGACCAUAGCACCAUCCAGUCAGUCCUCAUCAGAUAGAGAGCACUGCUUUCUGGAGCCUGGUAUUGAAGACCUUUCCAUGGCAGAAACAGAACAACAGACGCUAGAUGAAAGUUUUUCUAAGAUGAGUGUUCAUGAUGAGUCCACCUUUAUCCUGACUGAAGACGCUAAUGAUCUUCAAAACACAGUGAUUGACUGGCGAAACCAGGAUGAUAUGAAUGAUGAUGCAUGGGAAACAGCUAGUGAAGCUAGUAGUUCGGAUGAGGACUAUAUCCCAUCUAUUUGUAUGAGAACUGGUGGAGGAAAAAAAGCCUUGGACAUUAUUGAAGAGCUUCCGUUAAUCAGUCUGGAAGAGACGGUGCAUCUUUACACAGAAAAUGAAGUACCGCCCCAACGAGAAGAUUCUGUAGCAUCUCCUGCUGGCCUCCAAGUCUUGUGUGAGGAUGAUUUAAUUGGACAACGGGCAUCGAUAGUGUACGAAUCCAACUUGAAACAGCUGGUUACGUUUCUAAGGCUACCUUUUGUGAAGUGCAAUUUCACAAACAAUGUGACACAUCAGGCUUGCCAGGCUUCAGCACCAUUUGAAGUUAAUCUGACUUCAAGAGGCACAGGAACAAUCAUUGAAUGGAUAUGUUCCAAUGGUCACCAUAUAUGGAGGUGGAACUCACAGUCCACACUAAAAUACGGGAUGCAGGCAGGGGACUUUAUGAUGGCUACAAACAUCCUCCUGUCUGGGAAUAACUAUUAUAAAGUGUCCCACCUGUUCAAUUACAUGAACAUGGGCUUUGUUGGGAAGGACUCUUUCUUUAGCAUUCAAGACACCUACUGCCUAGGAGCAAUCAAGGACUUCUGGGAGGAAAAGAGAUCUACAGCGAUCCAACGUCUGCAGAAUAAAGAUGGUGUUGUUGUGCUAGCAGAUGGAAGAAUGGACAGUCCAGGACACUGUGCCCAGUACUGCACGUACACCACCAUGGAGAAUGAUACUAAGGAAAUCAUAUCUGUUGUGACUAUUGACAAAAGGCAGACCCAGCGAAACUCUGUCAUCAUGGAAAGAGAGGCUUUUGUAAGCACCAUGGACAAGCUUCUGACAGAAGUAAAGCUCACAGAAAUAUAUCCUAGAUCUGGUAGAUACAAGGACUCUGGAGUACUUCACUCAUGGGAUAUGUGGCAUGGAGCAAAGAAUCUGGCCAAGAAGAUCACUGCAGCAGGACAGCUGUCAGGACAAAAGGUCCUGCUGCAGUGGACAAAAGACAUUGUUAACCACUUCUGGUACUGUUGUAAGACAGCAGAGACGGAAGUGCAAUUCCGGAAACUGUGGAGCAGUGUGCUUCACCAUGUUACGAAUGAGCACAAAUGGUACCUUGGCCAUUGCUUGCAUGAUCGCCUGCCAGAAAAUCAAGAGAAGGAAUGGCUGGAGAGUGGGUCACAGGCUCACAAGGCACUAGAAACUAUUGUGCUCAACAAGAGAUGGCUGAAAGACGUGCACCGAUAUCUGCCUUUCAGAUCAACCUGUCAGCUGGAGUCCUUUCACAACCACAUCCUGAUGUAUGCAAGCAAGCGUUUCAGUUUCUCGCCGUCCGUGUAUGAGGCAAGGACUCUCCUGGCAGCCCUGGACUACAACCACCAUAAAAACCGACCACCACUGUCUAACAAAGAGGGCCAAAUGAUCUUUCGUCGACAAUACCAAAAGAAAUCUGGGAGAUGGACUGUCUACACCCUGAAAGUUGUGAAGGACUACAGCUACAUCCCUGAUCUGCAGGCAGCCAUUUUGAGGAAAAGACUGCAUUCUGAGAGGGGGUUGCCAAGACGCAGGAUUCUACGUCCUGAUGACCCUAGGACACUCGGCCUCCUUCCAAAUGUUCCCCCUCCGUCCAUAGACACCAUUAUUGAGUUCCAUGUCAGCAGAGGCCUAGGGACCAGCUCUACACAGCAUGAGAUGAGGGAGUAGCUCUGAAUCCUUGUUCAUCUGAACCCCAGCGCUCGAUUCCCUCGUCAACUGAGCAAGCUGGACUUGAUUUUUUGUUAGGACACUUAUGCACCAAAAUAUGCAAUUUUUCAACGCAUUACAAGUGUAAAUA
Perca fluviatilis (European perch) is the source of this 2246-nucleotide messenger RNA. RefSeq lists its product as uncharacterized. Lineage: Eukaryota; Metazoa; Chordata; Actinopteri; Perciformes; Percidae. The coding region runs from base 152 to 2116 and encodes 654 amino acids. The record is from RefSeq and is a predicted model, not a curated record. The transcript has 14 exons.